This is a messenger RNA of Chinchilla lanigera (long-tailed chinchilla), 820 nucleotides long. Its product is annotated as chymotrypsinogen 2-like. Lineage: Eukaryota; Metazoa; Chordata; Mammalia; Rodentia; Chinchillidae. The record is from RefSeq and is a predicted model, not a curated record. Bases 107 to 820 code for a protein of 237 amino acids. The transcript has 2 exons.
AUCCGCGCCCUGCUGAGAGGCCUGGCCAGGGUCUUCGAUGGUGAGCGCACUGUUCCUGGCCCCUGAGCCCGGCGGGUAUCCCUGCAGGUGACACAGGGGCCCUGGGAUGCCGCCCAGGUGGCAGCGUGACCCUCCCCUCCUUGCUGCUCAGGAGAAAACUAGCCGUCACUUCUGCACGGGCGCCCCCAUCCCCCGGACUGGAUGUUCACCGCCCCCACUGCAGGGUCAGGACGUGACAUGGUGGUGGCUGCAGUUUGACCAGGGCUCUGAUGAGGCCGUGCAGCUCCUGAAGAUCACAAAGGUACCAGGCCCGAGGACAGGAGUUUGGGGACAGGAGCUUGACGCCAGGAGAUGCGCAGACCCCGCCGCUCCUGAGGUCUCACUGGGCUUGUGGUUGUCACCCUCCGGUUAUGACAACCCCGAUGACAACCCGUUCACCUUCUCCAGUGACAUCGCCCUGCUGAAGCUGGUCACGCCUGCCGCUUCGCACAGAGUGUCUGCCGUGUGGCUGCCCAGCGAGGACCAGGACUUCCCAUGGGGAGCUGUGUGCUACCACGGCCUGGGCAAGACCAGUCACACUGGUGAGACCCGGCUGGGCACUAUGGCCGCUGACCCCUCACCCUGCCCUGCCGGACACCAGCACCCCCUACAGGCUGCAGGAGGUGGUCGUGCCCCUGGUGUCUGCACCCACUGCAGGAAGUUCUGGGGCAGCCUGGUCACUGAUGUGAAGAUCUGCACCAGGGCCAGAGGCGUCUCCUCCUGCUCAGCAUGGCCUCUGGGCUGUGCCCACGCCCUCUCCCAUCCCAUCGUGGGCUCCUGA